UGACCUGGCUGCAUAACAACAUAAACAGAAAUGGCGGCGUUAGCAUGCCUCGGCGUUAUCAUGACCUAACUCUAUCUCUUUGCACAUGAGUGUUUUUUUUUUACAUUUCACACAAACACGCGUUUCGCUAAGAGAUUUAAAGUCUGUCUGAAGCGAAAGCAGCGGAUGUGGAAUUUGUAAUGAGCAGCUCGGGUCAUGAUGGACAGCGAUCUGAGCCCACAGGACAGAAAAGACUUGGACAAAUUCAUCAAAUUUUUUGUCCUGAAGACAGUGCAGGUGAUAGUGCAGGCUCGUUUGGGUGAGAAGAUCUGCACGCGCUCGUCCUCUUCCCCCACAGGCUCAGACUGGUUCACUCUGGCAAUUAAAGACAUCCCUGAGGUGACCCAUGAAGCUAAAAAAGCUCUGGCAGGACAGCUGCCCAGUGUUGGCCGCUCAAUGUGUGUGGAGAUUUCCCUGAAAACGUCAGAGGGGGAUUCAAUGGAGCUGGAAACAUGGUGCUUGGAGAUGAACGAGAAGUGUGAAAAGGACAUCAAAGUCUCCUACACAGUUUAUACGCGCCUGUCCUUGCUCCUUAAAUCUCUCUUGGCCAUUACGAGAGUUACUCCUGCCUACAAACUCUCACGCAAACAAGGCCAUGAUUAUGUCAUCUUGUAUAGGAUAUAUUUUGGCGACGUGCAACUGACAGGGCUUGGUGAAGGUUUCCAGACAGUACGUGUAGGAGUUGUAGGCACUCCCAUAGGAACCCUGACACUCUCCUGUGCAUACCGCACCAACCUGGCUCUCAUGUCCUCCAGGCAGUUCGAGAGGACUGGCCCAAUCAUGGGGAUCAUCAUAGACCACUUUGUGGAGCGUCCCCAUGGGAAUAUGGCCCUCCUCCACCCCUGCAACUACAGGGCUCCAGGUGAGGAAGAGGGAGGGGUUUAUGCCGGGGUAGAGGAUUCGCAGGAAGUCUGCACUACUUCCUUUUCCACUUCUCCUCCCUCUCAGUGUCUGUGUACUGUAAGUCAAGCGCAUAGUAAAACUCCUAAACCUUCUUUGAUGGCCACUCUGAAGGUCCCUGUGAUGGGGCUGGGCUUUUCACAGCAACUUUGCACUUCUCGUCUGUCGUAUCAGACUCCCCUCCUGGGGCCAGUAGAUUUGUGCCAUCCUACCACCUGUACUGUUGCCGCCCACCCGCACCAGAUAGCUGCUCCGGGGAAAGAAGGCGGAGUCCCGCAGGUGCUGGUUCAGCCCAGUCAUGGCACUCAGGGAGACCAUGGGCGUGUCCCGUCCUGCCCAUCAGCAGACACACCCCAUCCUCCACCCUCGAACUGCAGCAGCGGUGAUACAGAUGUGUUGUCGAGAAGUAGCGAAGGGAAGAGUGUGUCACCCUCAGAUGCCCCUGAAACAACCUUCACCAGGAAAGUGGGAGCCUUCGUUAACAAACCCACUACACAGGUGACCACUGCCAGUCUGGAUCUGCCGUUUGCUGCUUUUGCUCCCAGAGGUUAUGACCUGGAGGAGAACGACCCCAUGGUACAGCCGCCAGCAUCACCUGCCCCCUCCUCUCCAUUACAAGACAGUCUGCACUCCCAGAGCUCCAGCCAAAGUGGAGGUCAAGCACAAGAUGAUUUUGUCAUGAUAGAUUUUAAACCAGCGUUCUCUAAGGACGACCUGUUGCCGAUGGACCUGGGCACUUUUUACCGCGAGUUUCAGAAUCCUCCCCAACUCACAAGCCUUUCCAUCGAUGUCAGUGCUCAGUCUAUGGCCGAAGACUUGGACUCCCUCCCAGAAAAGCUGGCCAUCUACGAGAAGAACAUUGAUGAGUUUGAUGCAUUUGUGGACACACUACAGUAGCUGACGACAAAAAUCACACUACUUCUUAAAGUCCUUUUUUUCCUACUUCAGCCAAAACAUUAUAAGAUUGAUUUCUUUAAGGUUUUCCUCCUUACUUGCUGUUUAUUGCUAUGUUUAAGCCAUACGCUGUAAUAUUUAAAGCUCUUUUCUUCACAUCCACUUCCUGAUAAUCUUCAGCAUGAUUCCUGUUCCACCCUGGAGUAUAUAAACGAUUUAAGGUAGGUAGUUAGUAGUAAAAAAACAAACAAAAAUCACCACCACCAAAAAGCAAGUACUCUUUAAAACAUGUUUAUUUGGGUUGUCAACUAUAGGUAUUUUUAUAUAAGUGUCGUUCAGAAAGUCAUUUAGGUUCAUGACAAACCCAAAUGUCUCAAUGGAGAAUCAGAGCGUUGUAGACCUGUGUGCAUUGGACUACUUCAGAUUUGUGUUUGAAAGCUGGGGUUGGUGUGAAGGGAUCUUGGCAGGCCAUAAUUAUUAUGAUAAAUGUAUAUAGUGUACACUUUUAUUUAAUUUUCUAGAGAACUGCCAAGAACUAGAAACCCACCCACAUCAAAUAUGGCGUGCAUAAUUCUCAGCGCUUGCUUUACCACAGUUUGCACCAUAUUUUAGAUGAAACAAAAAAAACAAAUCCUACCUACAUUAAUUCCUACUCAUGAAUAGGAUCAGACUUGUAACCUGCCCGGAGGAGAAAAAGUGUUGAUUAGAAGAGUUGAAUUCCAAUCAGUAAUGUGAAGACAGUUAUUAGAAAUGCAUUACAGUACAUGAUGAAAGCUUAGUGUACGUUGUUGUACUAAUGAAAAGAGAGUGCAAGAUGACAUCACUAAACAUCUUAUGGCAAAGAUUACGAAAUUUCAGCUAAGAUCGGUUAUUAAACUCAUCAUGUGUUUAAUAUGAGAGCAGAUCGGUUCUGUGAGUAUUUUGUUCAUGGCACCUUGCUUUAAUUUUAAACAUAAAUAAAAAUGGAGCUAUUUAAAGUUCCAUGACGUCCCUGAUAAUCAAGUAGGGUCGUCAUUUUGGCAGUAACAACAAGUAGAUCUCAGUGUUUUAGUGAGUCACUCAUUCACCUCUAUGUCAUGUUUCAAUGUUACACUCGGCUCAUGAUGUUAUUGACCACAUAGAUGCUCUUCUGAAUUACUCCUUACUGACAUUUUUAAUAUGUACGAAUUUCCAUGCAUGCUUUUUUUUUUUUCAUUCAAGAACCAUAAUUGUCCAUUGUGAUCAUUAUAUUUCGAAACAAAAUGUGUAGUCCAGUCCAACACUCUUUACAUCAUUCUCUGUAUAGUGUUACUGUGUUCCAGGCGAUUGUAUUAAGAGUUUCAGCUUUCCACCUCUGUCUACUUAAGCACUGCUCUCUGGCAUGUACAUGUGUGCAAUAAACUGGUUUGUUUCAGUUCUCAA
Messenger RNA from Clarias gariepinus (North African catfish), 3234 nucleotides. RefSeq names its product ATG13 autophagy related 13 homolog (S. cerevisiae) (gene atg13). Gene Ontology annotation, biological process: mitophagy; piecemeal microautophagy of the nucleus; autophagosome assembly. The record is from RefSeq and is a predicted model, not a curated record. Lineage: Eukaryota; Metazoa; Chordata; Actinopteri; Siluriformes; Clariidae. Gene Ontology annotation, cellular component: cytosol; extrinsic component of membrane; phagophore assembly site. Bases 196 to 1836 code for a protein of 546 amino acids. The transcript is spliced from 18 exons.